This is a messenger RNA of Lachancea lanzarotensis, 840 nucleotides long. RefSeq names its product LALA0S04e09296g1_1 (gene PEX21). The record is from RefSeq and is a predicted model, not a curated record. Bases 1 to 840 code for a protein of 279 amino acids. The transcript has a single exon. Lineage: Eukaryota; Fungi; Ascomycota; Saccharomycetes; Saccharomycetales; Saccharomycetaceae.
AUGUCAGCAUGUCAACCAACUGCUCUGGCUAGGCUUGUGUCGAAGACAGACCAGUUUCCCGCUGCCACUAAAGCGCUGCAAACCUCAAAUUUCCACUCGAGUGCUUCGAGGUCAAGACCGCUGGAAAGCGCCGAUUUUGAGAAAAAUUUCCGCUCUUCCCGUUAUUCGGAACCUCCUAGUGGCUCCCAUGUCAUCCAAGGUAUGCCUCCCUUGCAAGCCCAGCCCAUCGCUCAAGACGUAGGGUCAUGGUCCGACGAGUUUUCACGCAUGCAAAUUCGUGACCCUUUGAGCUUCACAAACGAGUACCAGCAGCUCUAUAAGCAAUACGAAAACCCUCCACAACAGCACAACAACCAACCUCUCGCAUCCCAAAAUUCUCCAUUCGCUUUGCAGCAGCCGAUACCUGUGUAUCGGCCUGCUCUCGUGCAGGAACGGGCCUUCUAUGCAUCGGCCUCUAACGCGUCUACUCAAAGCGAUAUGACGGCCCAGGAACAUGAUAUGUUUGCUGCAGAGUUCGAUAGGAUUGAGAAUGAGCUGAACGAAGAACCCACUGCUGCUCCAGAUGCGGUUCCUCUAUCUCAGGAACAGUUAAAAUUUCAGCAAGCAGCUUCUGAGAUCAAUAAUCGCUUCUCCCCUGGUACCGAGACCCCGCCACAGUUGGAAUCAAAAUUCCAAAACUCUAAGUUCAUGGGACUCAUGCGCAAUAUCAGUGAUGGUGCGGUCACCCUGAUGACCAAUGAAGAUAAUAACCAGAAAUACACCAGACUUUUUUCUCCAAAUACCGGAAAGCUUGUAGGGAACGAGUAUUUUCCAGUCUCUGAUGCCACCCUAGAUGCGUGA